Molecule: messenger RNA, 1385 nt
Organism: Drosophila biarmipes
Lineage: Eukaryota; Metazoa; Arthropoda; Insecta; Diptera; Drosophilidae
Product: MIT domain-containing protein 1
Exons: 1
Coding region: 474-1289 (271 amino acids)
Source: RefSeq, a predicted model, not a curated record
UAUACCAUUUCGAUUUGUUUGGCUGGGAAAAGUACAGCGAAAGUGGGAAAUUUUGGAGAAUAUUUGUGUUACCAAUGUGACAGGUGUAAAUUGUGAGAUUUAAAAGUUGUAGGUGAGAAUGGGGUACCUCUAAAACUACAUUCAUCCCAAGUUCAUAAGAAUUCGACGUCUAUCCAUAAGGAACAUAUAGUAAAAGUGAAAGACUUCAGUGUAUCCUUUGUGAAUUUAACUUUUUCGAGUACAUUUCUGAAGAAUUCCCGGUUCUGAGAGAGCGGUUUUUUGGCUAGUAUGUAUAAUUUGUUUGUCAUGGGCAAAUAGAUUAUCGUCCGACAAAAGUAAGAAGUACUUUGCUAGGAUAUUUCCUAAACAUUGCCCCAGUCACAGCAGUUUCUCUAUAAACAAUCAACAUUCAAAAACUCCCCCUAACACGAAAUUUCUGUAUAGUCAACAAAUCAUAUUUUUCGGUCCGCACAAUGACAACCAAUCCAAUCCUUGCCGAGGUGGACGCGCUUCCCAAGCUGGAGGCGAUCAUCGGCGCUCUGAAGUGCGAGCAGACGGGUCACAUCAUGGAGGCGAUCCUGCUGUACGAGGAGAGCAUCUUCAAGCUGUCCCACAUGGCUGAGGCGGAGCCGAGUCGCCGCCAGCUGUGUGGGAAGUACCUGAAGAUGUACGAGGCGCGGGCCAGGCAGCUGCGGGACCAGGUCAAGGGUCACCUGCACUCCAGCCGCAGGCUGGACCACAUCACCAUCGAGCAGGGUGCCAGGGGCCGGAGCUACCAGCGGUUGCUUGGCCCCUACUUGGACGACGGCGUGAGGGAGGCCCACCUCAACGAGCCCCACCUCACGGAGCCGCCCCACUUCAGGAACCUGCUCAACUUUCUGGAAGUGCUGGUCAAGAACUGUCGCUACCUGAAGUACAUCCGCCUGACCACGAGGCCCGAUGCGGUGGCGCCCAAGAACCAGUUGCAGAUGCUGCAGCAGAUGAAGGACGACCUGGCCGGCGGCAACAUCCAGAUGAACUUCCAGAUGGACGACAGCCUGCACGACCGCAAGAUUGUGCUCAGCUCGGGAGUGGUCAUCAAGAUUGGCCGAGGCCUGCACUACUUUGAGCCGGCGGAGGGCUCCUACAGCCUGGGCCUGUGCGACUUCGACUUUCGUAAGUGCCUGGCCACCGAGGUGGACAUUUGGAAGUGUCGGGCCUUCGCCAAGCGGCUCAAGGAUUCGGAGGAGGACGAGUACCAGCCGUCGAAGGAGGACCGGUCGGAGGCGCCUGCCACCUCCAGCGAUUAGCAAGAGUGAGAGUGCGAUUCCACAUGCCCGCUUGGAAUUGGGUCAGCCGCCUUAUCACGGUAGUAACAGAAAUUAAUAAAAGCAGCAGGUUGUUAA